Momordica charantia (bitter melon) is the source of this 513-nucleotide messenger RNA. RefSeq lists its product as uncharacterized. Gene Ontology annotation, molecular function: RNA-DNA hybrid ribonuclease activity; nucleic acid binding. The record is from RefSeq and is a predicted model, not a curated record. Lineage: Eukaryota; Viridiplantae; Streptophyta; Magnoliopsida; Cucurbitales; Cucurbitaceae.
AUGAUGUUUGAUGGUGCCUCUAAUGAGCUAGAUAAUGGCAUAGGGGCUAUUUUGAUAUCACCCAAAGGGGAUCUAUGCCCUCUUAUCACCAGGUUAUGCUUUGACUACACAUAUAAUAUGGCCGAGUAUGAAGCAUGCUCGAUGCGCGUCCAAGCUGCUAUUGAUAUGAAGGUUAAGAAACUUAAAGUUUUUGGGGAUUCUAUGCUAGUAAUUCAUCAACUAAGAGAAGAAUGGGAAAUAAGAGACACUAAGUUGUUGCCUUACAAACAACUCAUAACAGAAUUGUCACAAGAGUUUGAUGAAAUCUCAUUUGAUUAUAUGCCAAGAGAAAAUAAUCAAGUAGCAUAUGCAUUGGCCACAUUAUCAGUGAUGUUCACUUUAGAACUCAAUGAGGAAUUUCGUAUGAUUAAAUUUGGGAGGAGAUAUAUCCCAGCUUCUUGUAUGAGCAUUGAGAAAGAACUCGACAGUAACCCUUGGUUUCAUGACAUCAUGGGUCCCAACUUGGUUUCAUGA